This is a messenger RNA of Striga hermonthica, 714 nucleotides long. NCBI's taxonomy places the organism in Eukaryota, Viridiplantae, Streptophyta, Magnoliopsida, Lamiales, Orobanchaceae. The record is from the annotation of a GenBank genome assembly.
AUGAUGAUGCAGAUUCCGGAGGAGGAGGACGAUUAUGACGAGCCUCGGUUUUCGACUGGAUCCAUGUCGUGUUUGUUUCCCAUCCUCCCGAACAGCGAUAGCCCGAGAACGAGCCUUUCCUACGACAAGCUUCAUCAGCAGCCUCUGAGGCUCGGUGUGCUCAAAUUGGACGGCUCGUCUUUCGAAAUUGAGGUAGCAAAAUCAGGAACAGUUGAGGAGUUGAAGAAGGCAGUGGAGGCAGCUUUCCGGCAUUUGCCAAAGGAGGGGCCUGGUAAAGUUUCAUGGGAACAUGUUUGGGGCCAGUUUUGUCUUUGUCAUGAAGGCCAGAAAUUAGUGGCUGACAGUGACCAUAUCAGCUUGUUUGGCAUCAAAGAUGGCGACCAGCUGCAUUUUGUGCAUCAUCCUUCCACUGCCUACAAUUUGGUGAAGAUCCAAUCAGAGAGAGAGGACCCUGAUUCAGAUGACGAACCCGCGUUUUCAGGUGGCCCGAAGCAAAAAGGCGAGAACAAUGUAAGUCACCGGAUUGAAAUUGUGGAUGACAAUCAAGAUGAUAAGUCGGGUUCAGAUGAUGAUGAUGCCGUUUCACGUUGCAAGUACAGGCUACGCAACUUGCUGAGAUGUUGGUUCCCGUACGAUAAGUUACCAAACUCUCGUGCAAAAACCGAGGAUGGGAAGAGCAGCCCAUCGAGAGGCGAAACUUCCAAAGGGAAGUAA